Molecule: messenger RNA, 3493 nt
Organism: Phoenix dactylifera (date palm)
Lineage: Eukaryota; Viridiplantae; Streptophyta; Magnoliopsida; Arecales; Arecaceae
Product: putative L-cysteine desulfhydrase 1
Source: RefSeq, a predicted model, not a curated record
CAUAGUUCACUCCACCACCCUUUCGCCGUCUGAAUAGCUAACUUACGAACCAGCAGCCGGAAUUCGUUGGCGGAAUCCCGUCACCGGCAUCAUAAGCCUCCCCCUGCCAUCAUAACCGUUACCCUAACCCUAGUUUCUUCCAUGGAUAAUUCCUCCCCGCCGAUACCCUAAACACCCCUCCCAUCCCCUCGUCCCGAUGGAUCCCCACGGAGACGGCCACGCUGAGAACGGCCGCCACGACGGCGACGACACCAACGGGCCCCUCCCGAAGCGGCCGCGGCCUUCUCCACCCAUCUCCGCCUCUGAGAUCCGCGACGAGUUCUCCCACCACGACCCCGCCGUAGCCCGCAUCAACAACGGCAGCUUCGGCAGCUGCCCGGCCUCCGUUCUCGCCGCCCAGCUCCGGUGGCAGCGCCUCUUCCUCCGCCAGCCCGACGACUUCUACUUUAACCGCCUCCAGCCCUCCCUCCUCCGCUCUCGCGUGCUCAUCAAAGACUUCAUCAACGCCGACGACAUCGACGAGGUCUCCCUCGUCGACAACGCCACCACCGCUGCCGCCAUCGUCCUCCAGCACGUCUCCUGGGCCUUCUCCGAGGGCCACUUCAACAAGGGCGACGCCGUCGUCAUGCUCCACUACGCCUUUGGUGCCGUCAAGAAGUCCAUCCAGGCCUACGUCACCCGCGCCGGCGGCCAUGUCAUCGAGGUCCCCCUCCCCUUCCCGGUGACCUCCAACGAGGAGAUCGUUCAAGAAUUCUGCAAGGCGUUGGAGCUUGGGAAAUCCAAUGGCCGGAAGGUCCGGCUGGCCGUGAUCGACCACAUUACUUCCAUGCCGAGCGUCGUGAUCCCUGUCAAAGAAUUGACCAAGAUUUGCCGUGAGGAGGGCGUAGACAAGGUGUUUGUGGAUGCGGCGCAUGCAAUUGGGAGCAUUGAGGUCGACGUGAAGGACAUUGGGGCUGACUUCUACACCAGCAACCUCCACAAGUGGUUCUUUUGCCCCCCUUCGGUUGCGUUCUUGUACUCCAAGAAGAGUAGGGCUUCAACCAAUUUGCACCACCCAGUGGUCUCACAUGAGUAUGGGAAUGGUCUCCCCAUCGAGAGCGGAUGGAUUGGUACCCGGGAUUACAGUGCCCAGCUUGUAGUGUCAUCGGUGAUGGAUUUCAUUGAUAGGUUUGAAGGAGGGAUUGAAGGCAUUCGCAAGCGGAAUCACGAUAAGGUUGUGGAGAUGGGGAAGAUGCUGGCUGAGUCAUGGCGCACUUGUCUUGGGUCGCCACCAGAUAUGUGCGCAAGCAUGAUCAUGGUUGGUCUGCCUGGAUGUUUGGGGAUUUCAAGUGAGAAGGAUGCUCUGAAGUUUAGGAGUCUCUUGAGAGAUCGAUUCCAUGUUGAGGUUCCUGUAUAUCAUCGGUCUCCAAAGGAUGGUGAAAGUGGGAGCAGUGCCGUGACUGGGUAUGUGAGAAUUUCUCAUCAGGUGUAUAAUGUGGAGGAUGACUACAUAAGGCUCAGGAAUGCAAUCAACAAACUUGUUCAAGAUGGAUUCCAUUGCACAAAGCUGCCAUCCAGUUAGGAAGGAAGAACUACACUUCAUCACUGAUAUUUGUUAGACAUCUCUUUUAUGGUGGGGAGGCUAAUAGGUUGAAGUAGUUAAACAUCUUACACGUUCUUUUAAGGAUAUCUUACUGAUGUUACCAAUCCUUUUUCAGUCCUUACACUUCUUACAUUUUCUUUAAGAAUUAUGACUCAUUGCUCGUAUUUGUAAGGUUAGGUGGGUUCUCUCCCUGUUGUUCACUAGCACUGAUUAGAAGGAGAUAAUAUAUAAUAUGAAUGAAAAGAAAAUGUCCAAUAUUUUGACAAGAAAAAGAAAGGUAAAUAAAUGUAUUAGCAGGAAUAGACUUGAAUAAUGCAUACCUGAUGGCAAUAAAAUGAGAACUUUUAAGGUAACUUAUACCAAUUUUUAAUGGAUUUGCUAAGUGCAAGUGAUUGCAACUUUGCUUGUGAAGAACCAGUUGUAUAUAAAGAGGAAAUCAGGUAAUGGGUCAUGAGGAUUUUUCUUAAUUUAUGUUUUUUGGUUCUUAGUAUAGCAAGGCCUUUCAGGGUACUUUCAUUAAUUAUUUUUGGGGUUGUAGAAGUAACUAUGACCUUGUUUGCAAUGUUGUUUCUGAAUAUCUGUUGUCCUGCUGACACUUUGAAUAUUAUGGUAAAUCUGUUUCGUGCUAUGAAUGUUGGAUUUUAACUCUAGAUAUUUUGAUGACAUGGGAAUCAAGUGGUGGUAAGAUGCUUUCUUCAUUUUACAUAAUGGGAAAUGCCUGGUGCUCCCUGGGGGAGGAAGAACUUCUAACCGACAGGGAGUAACUGUGCUAGUAUUUUCUUUUAUUUAAAACUAAAAUAUGAGGUUACUAUAACGUUGCAUGAGCACUGUCCGCUAAAAUGACAGCUAAUUUUUUUUUGGACGGCAAGUGAUGAUUUUUAUAUAGUUCCUAGUAUAGGAACUUCUACUUUGGACUUUAUUUCUUAUUCAUUGGUAGUUCUGAAAUUAUAGUAGAUGGGGCUAUGUCUGUAACCUCAUUAGUCAAGAUAACUUGGAAACCUGCUAGUUUGUUAAGAUCAACAUAUUCAAUAAUUGAAAUAUGGUCAUUUGGGACCUAUUUUUAAAAGUAAUACAAUAUAUCAUCUUAUGUAGUUUUCAUAUCCUAGUCCUAGGUUCAUUGAGCACAAAUUACACCCCUUUUUAAUUACCAUCUUUUGCUUCUUAUAUAUUUUUUAUGCAUACUCUAUAUACCCAAGUAGGUAUGCUAAGGGUAAGAGUAAGUGAGGUUAUUGAAAGUACUGGGUAAUCCAGUCCUGAUCUUCCUCCCUCACCUCUCCCCAUGAAUUUUUUGUGGUUGCAUCUUCUUAACUGUUUUGGGUCAGUUGUAGGCUUGCCCUUAUGGCUUCAUAUAUUUCCUUGAUAUUAUUAUUAUUUUUAUUUAUUAUAGAAUAUACUUGCCCAUUAUUUGUUUGAUGCAACUGAUGUUAUCAUCUAACAAUUUAUCUUCUCCUUUUAACUUUUAAAGUAUGAGUUAGUAUACACAAACGAAUACAUUGUUCUGCUACAUUAUAUCAUGCAGACUAAUGUAACCGAACUGAAAAUAAGUCGUUUCCUUAGCUUAUAGAUUUGAUUGUAUAUAUCGUUUUCCAGCACUAUAUCCUCCUACAGUAGAAGUUUUUUAAUCUUCUUUAUCACAAACUUCUCUUGGUUUAAAUCUUCUAGCUUUUCCCCUGUUCAAGUUCAUUGCCACAAAACCAAUCUCCUCUCUGCUUGAGAUUCUAAUAAUAUAAUGAAUCAUAUGUAUGCUAUGUUGUUCUGUAUGCUAUAUUGUUCUGGAUGUUAUUCCUUGCCUUUUAAGCUAUCAGUAGAUCUUGAUGCCCAUUAGAAUGAUAAGUUUUUAUUAAUGAAUGCUAAAUUCUAGAUUGAUAAUCUGUACUUGGGUCUUUGUGUUCAUUGUUUCUAACUAAUAUU